Molecule: messenger RNA, 931 nt
Organism: Gordionus sp. m RMFG-2023
Lineage: Eukaryota; Metazoa; Nematomorpha; Gordioida; Chordodea; Parachordodidae
Exons: 1
Coding region: 14-823 (269 amino acids)
Biological process (GO): vesicle-mediated transport
Cellular component (GO): membrane
Source: RefSeq, a predicted model, not a curated record
UACGUGAGAAAAAAUGGAAGAUAUUGAUGCAUUUACAAAGAAUAUGGAAUAUUUGAAUAAAAACAAAUGUAGUAAAGAUUUUUCUCUUACUAAAGUUUUUGAGAACGUUUUAAAUGGAACGAUAAUUUCAAAUGUCAAAAAAUAUAAUGUUAUCCCAUCAACAUCAAUGAAUAAUCUAUUUGAUAACCCUCAGAAUCAGACUAUAAUUGAUAUUGAACCUGGAAUCCAAAAAAAUAAACAUAUAUUUAGUUUUUUAACCAUAUCCAUAAAAGAGAGACUAAUUAUCUCAAUGUGCCUUUUAUGUUUUUCUAUUUUAUUAUUUUUCCUGUCUUGUAUGUAUAUCCCACUUUUAAUAUUGAAAGCUCGUAAAUUUGCUUUAUUAUAUUCUUUAAGCUCAUUUAGUGGAUGUCUAAGUAUUAUCAUUCUAACCAAUGGGCUUAAAAGCAAAUCAAAUUGUAUCAAUAUUAAUCCUUUGACUCUUGUUCAUAUGAAAUUCUAUUUAAAUAAAGGAUACAAAUUAUUAUCACAAUCUGAUGAUAAUCAACAAACCUUGCCUAUAAAUUCCACACCUACUGAAAACCUAAAUAAUUCUAAAAGCUUUAAUGUAAUAUUUAUUAUAUAUAUAAUAACCUCUUUAUGUACUAUAUAUUCAGCAGUUUGGCUUAAAAGCACAUUAUUAACCAUCAUUUUUUGUAUCAUACAAUUUAUUAGCCUUAUUUUAUAUGUUAUCAAUAUCAUACCUGGCGGAAAUCAUGGGCUAUAUAUGUUGCGUAAAAUGUUUACAUACACUUUUAAAAAAACAUUUAACAAAAUUAUAUCUUGACAUAUUUGAAAAUAUAUAUUUCAAUUAUUCAAAAAAAUAACCAUUCAUUUAUAAUUUUAAUAUAUGCAUAAUAACUUAUUGAUAAUUUUUUAAAAUGCAAUUUUUAAU